Messenger RNA from Aureobasidium namibiae CBS 147.97, 471 nucleotides. Its product is annotated as 60S ribosomal protein L25-like protein. The record is from RefSeq and is a predicted model, not a curated record. Gene Ontology annotation, biological process: translation; ribosomal large subunit assembly. NCBI's taxonomy places the organism in Eukaryota, Fungi, Ascomycota, Dothideomycetes, Dothideales, Saccotheciaceae. Gene Ontology annotation, molecular function: structural constituent of ribosome. The transcript has 4 exons. Gene Ontology annotation, cellular component: cytosolic large ribosomal subunit; ribosome. The coding region runs from base 1 to 471 and encodes 156 amino acids.
AUGGCCCCCAAGAACAACACCCAAGGCGCAAAGAAGGCCACUAAGCCCUCGGCCAAGGCCGGCGCUGCCGCUAAGGCUGCUCUUCGUGGCGUCAACUCGCACAAGGUCCGCAAAGUCCGCCUGUCGACCACCUUCCACCAGCCCAAGACCCUCAAGCUCUCGCGCGCUCCCAAGUACCCCCGCAAGAGUGUCCAGGCCGAGACCGGUGUCGAGCAGCACAAGGUCCUGAUCCACCCUCUCAACACCGAGUCUGCCAUGAAGAAGAUUGAGGAGAACAACACCCUCGUCUUCAUCGUCGACACCAAGGCCAACAAGCGCCAGAUCAAGGACGCCCUCAAGAAGCAGUACGACGUCGACACCGUCAAGAUCAACACCCUGAUCCGCCCCGACGGCACCAAGAAGGCUUUCGCCCGUCUUACUCCCGACGUCGAUGCCCUUGACAUUGCCGCCACCAAGCUCAACAUUGUUUAA